AUGGGUGUUCUGCGCAUUUCAGCUAGGAUCGUCGAAGUACGGUCCCUCCAACACGAUAUCAUGAUGAAAUUGACCACUGUAUUGAUCUAUCUGUUACAUGAAACUAGUAGAGUUUGUGGUGAACGAAAGGACGAUCAUGCACCACCCCCAGUCGUAUUCUUGCGUUGCCCACACACAGUGUGGCACUUACCUCUGCCCGUGAUGUCAUUCGACUUGGAUCAAUUGGAUGAUCUGGAUUUGCAUCCUGAAUGGGAUUUGGAUGUGGCCGAUGAGAUUGAAACGGACGAUGAUGAUUGGAUGGACAGUUCACAGCCUGUCUUCUUGAAGUACAGACAUCCACUGAACGAGCUGUACACUUGCUCUGGAAGUGUUCUGAGCCAGAUUUUUGACAAUUUGACGUUCAUUUUGGUCGUUUGUCUGAUAUGGCGUCUGGUGUACCUAUUUCUGGUCUGUUUUUCCCGUACUCGGGGUGAGUGA
Messenger RNA from Echinostoma caproni, 477 nucleotides. Lineage: Eukaryota; Metazoa; Platyhelminthes; Trematoda; Plagiorchiida; Echinostomatidae. The record is from the annotation of a GenBank genome assembly.